AUGAAUCCCAGAAGCUAUGCUUCUACUUCUUGGCCUUUCAUAGCCUUUGUUUAUGCAGUUACUAUCAGUGAAUUUGUGAUUGUGAGUGAGAGCUCAUAUUCCACAUCUUAUGAAGAUCACUUCAUGAGACGCCUCGAUCCAUCUCGUCUGCACAACUAUCAGUACGAUGGCCUCUCAUCUGCAUCUCCUUCUCACACUUAUCCUUCUCAAUCUCAUCUCACGCCAAUAUCGGGAUCGCGUGUUUAUCACGUGGUUUCCUAUGGAGCUGAUCCUACUGGGGAAACUGACAGCACCGAGGCGAUAGAGAAAGCCAUCUCUGAUGCAUUUCGGUAUCCCACGGAUGCUCACUUGAUGAAAGGCAUUUUAGACCUAGGAGGCUCUCAAAUUCACCUAGAUGGAGGGACUUACAAGAUCAGUCGCCCCUUGCGCUUACCAGACAUAGCCGCUGGCAAUUUCAUGAUACAUGGAGGAUCACUACGCGCAUCGGAUUCUUUUCCAAGCGAUGGCCAUCUUAUAGAAUUAAGGCCAUCGUCACCCUCUGUAAUGUAUGAAUAUAUCACACUCAAGGACCUGAUGUUAAACUGCAAUUUCAGAGGAGGUGGGAUAGCCAUUGUCAACUCAGUGAGAACUACAGUAGAUAACUGCUACAUAUCACACUUCAUGAGCGAGGGGAUAGUAAUUGAAGGUGGGCAUGAGAGUUACAUAAGAAACUCAUUCAUUGGGCAGCACAUUAACAUGGGUGGAGACCGAGGUGAAAAGGACUUCUCAGGGAUCGGAGUAAAAAUGAUGGGAAAUGACAAUGUGUUGAGGGACAUAGUAAUAUACUCGGCAGAGAUUGGAGUGAUGCUGUUGGGACAAGCUAAUGUGUUAAUGGGAGUACAUUGCUACAACAAGGCGAGGGGAUUGGGUGGGAUCGGAAUUUACGUGGGGUCACCUGGUUUUACACAAACAAGGAUAGUGAAUUGCUACUUGGAUUACACAGGAGUGGUGGUGGAGGACCCAGUUCAAGUGCAUAUAACAGGAUGCUUCUUCUUAGGGAAUGCAUUGGUUGUACUGAAAUCAAUAGGGGGAGUAAUAAGUGGACUGAAUAUUGUGGAUAACAUGUUUUCGGGAGAUUAUACAGGGGUGAAAAUAGUAGAGUUGGAUGAAUCCAAGACUCCCUUCACUAGAAUUGAUCAAGUGGUGGUAGAUAGAAAUAAUGUUCGUGGGAUGGUGGUUAAAACGACGGUGGGAAGAGGAUCCACAAGAGCAAAUGGAACGACUUGGACGUUUGAUUUCUCAAGCCUAUUGUUAUUUCGUAACCUCAUAAAAAAUGUAGGGUACUCAUUGGAGAUGGAGCAGACUCAGGGUCAGGGUCAAGGUCAAGUUCAGGUAUUUCCAAACCAUGCCUUAACUAAUGUAUCGCACAACAGAGUAACUGUUCAGUCGAAUGUGGCAGUAGCAGCUACGUUACAUGUUCAAGUACACCAAACAACCUAUGCUUUGUGA
Molecule: messenger RNA, 1488 nt
Organism: Cucurbita maxima (winter squash)
Lineage: Eukaryota; Viridiplantae; Streptophyta; Magnoliopsida; Cucurbitales; Cucurbitaceae
Product: polygalacturonase QRT3-like
Exons: 3
Coding region: 1-1488 (495 amino acids)
Molecular function (GO): polygalacturonase activity
Source: RefSeq, a predicted model, not a curated record